Molecule: messenger RNA, 1011 nt
Organism: Protopolystoma xenopodis
Lineage: Eukaryota; Metazoa; Platyhelminthes; Monogenea; Polystomatidea; Polystomatidae
Source: the annotation of a GenBank genome assembly
AUGCAGCACAGCGGCCUGAUGCCGAAAAGUGUGACGCCCAUCGCACGACGCUUGCCAGGCACGAGCGGCCGUGAGCUCGAGUCCGGCAAGCCGAGGCCGUCUCCCGGCAGCAGCGGCAUUUGGGAACAGUUCAAGAAGACGCCGUCGUCACGACCCUCCAUUCUGGAGGGUCUCAACCCGACCGAUGGGGUCGUUCGGGUUCGCCAACCGAUUCGAGCCUCGCGACCGUCGCCAAGACUGGUACCUUCGCUCGACGUGUCGACAAGCCUCAGCUCGGCGUACACAGCGACGGCGCAUUUGCCCAACACUUGGUCCAGUCCAACCGACCCUCGAGCGCCCACUCCGACCGGCCUCGGCGGCAUCGGUCGGUACCGGCAGAUCGGCUCAGUUGCCAGGCCAACAAUCUACCCUCCGUCGGCUCGGUUGCUGGGCGUCGGGCAGCCCAGCUACCGCGACAAUGUGUCGUCCGUGAGACCGGCCUAUUUCACGCCGUUCCAUCCGGCCUCGACGCAGAGCAGAUUCGUCGCUCUCGCCUCCCACGACCUCCUGGCUCGAGCCCUGUUCACGCCGGCCUCGGACGGCCGAUUGACUCGGCCGACGACACGAAAACGUCUGCUGCCGCAUUCUCUGUUCUCCGCCGAUGCGCCCACUUCCGCCUCGUCUGGGCCGAUGCGUGGCAGUCUCGAGAGCCUCGCCUGCUCGAGUGCCUUGUUCGAGGCCGGCCGACUGCAGGACUGGCAGUUGACCAAUCAAAGCCAUCAGACGCUGCCACGGUUCAGGACUCCGCCGUACCAGACGGCGCAGAACUCGCUCCGUCUGCCGGUCCCCUCGAGCUGGGACGUCGAGAUGGGCUCUCUGCUGGACCACAUGCACGGCGGACCGCAGUGGUACUCGGUGAGGUCGAGACCCACCGCCAGGACCCUGCCGUCGGGUUGGAUGAAAGCGAAUCCGCGAUUGAUGGGGACGACCAAGAAGGGGUCGAGAGCAGACGAGUCUGAAAAGACAGACGCG